CUCCGCCUUUCUGGAUCUGGGAGGGGACAAGGGGAGGGAAACACAACAACAAUACUAUUAUUUAAAAAGAGAGGGAAAGGCCAACACGGAACGAGAGCGGGAGAGAGAGAGGAGAGAGAGAAAAAAAAAAUUACUCGCCAGUUCUCCGAUACGCCAUAGCUUGGUCCUCGGCCACCCUUCCAUCCUCUAGUGGACGACAGCCGCACCUCCUCGGGCAGAUCGGAGGCAGUCCUCCGGCCCCUGGUGGAUGGAACGCCCCACCGCGUUUUCGGUGGACGGUAGGGGUCACGGUUCUCCCGCUCCAGGCAGUCGUCCAGGAGCCCCUCCCCGCUCGCAGUCGGUGGUCCUCUCUUGACCCUGCCUCGUUUUAACAGCCGGUAGGGGUCUCCUCCGCCCAUGGCAGCGGCCCUGACUGCUCCAGGCGGUCGGCUAGGAGCCCCUCCUCCCCUUGCGGUCGGCAGCCGUUCCUCCGCUUUCAGGCGCCGGGAUCCUCUGUCCCCUGGCGGAUGACCACGUCUGCUCCAUUGGGGUGGAUGGUAGUGGCGAGGACUCUACUACGGCGCAUCCCUUCUCCUUCCUGGGUUUUUGGCACCAGUGUAACAAAGGAUAAAAUUUGGGAAAGGAGGAGGCGAGAACCAGCUUAACAAUAUAAAUAAUAUUUAAUGGUUAACUUAAACAAAAAGACAAACACAUACAGGGCAGCUGCCUGUAGCUCUCUCUCUCUCAAACUGCCGCCUCAGGUCGCCUUUAUCCCUCUUGGGCUUGAUCAGCCUGAUUAGGGGCUGGGUGUGCAGCAUCACAGCCCCGCCCUCCGCCCUGCCACACACAUAUACAGGAAAUACUGCAUAAGCAAGUUUAAAGGGUGUAAUGCAAUGAGUGACUAGUGUAUAGGAGGUUAGUCUAAGGGAUUUUAGCUACACAGGACAGACAAUUCAAUGAUCUGGCCUGGGCCUGUCAUAGAAACAAGCCCCACCCAGGAAUCAGUUAAGUGUAAGUACAAUAUUUCCAAAUUUUUUUAGGAUAUUCAGAAGCAGACAUUCCUGCUGCCAUCCUACAGUAAUAGUACAAAAUAUUCAAGUGAUCAAUGGUUGUAGCUAACAGUUUUUCACACAUUUUUAGUAAUUACAGGAGGCGCUGACACAGCCUGUCCCUUUUGUGUGUCAUCAAACCAUGGAUGUGGGAAAACACAUCUCUAAACCUGUCAUAGCCCUGAGUCACCUGACGUUUCUCACGUAUUACACCUCUUGCUGAAAGCCUAACUCAAAAGCUGGGCUUUGCUGACCUCAACUUGGCGGAGUUUGCUGGUUCAGGCUCCACUGUUCGCUGCUGUAUACUGGAGGGCUACGACACCAAGAACACUCGGCAGGACAACUCCAUACUCAAGGUUACCAUUGGUAUGACUCUUCUCUCUGGCGAUCCCUGCUUUAAAACGCCUGUGAGCACAGCUAAGACCAUUGCCAUAGCUGGACAGGACCCCUCUCUGCAGCUGGACCGCAAGGGAGAGGGCACUGCCAAUCACUCGGUGCCAGCUGUUGGCAGCAACUCUCGCCGAUCACUCAAAAGCAGACCCUCUGUGAACAACUCGGGAGGUCUUCAGGAGGGUUUGGAGGAGAACCUGUCCAGUCCAGAUGAAGUGUUUCACACAGGACACUCACGGAACUCCAGCUUUGCUAGCCAGCAGAGCAAAAUCUCAGGCUACAGCACAGAGUACUCUCGCUCAUCCAGCCCAGCGGAUCUCUCCCAGCACAGGCGCAACACCUCCACCAGCAGCAGCAGCACAUCAGGAGGGAUGGUUACAGCUACUGAGAGCCCUGUAGAGCCUGAGAAAGAGCUGGGAAAACCAGAGAGACCCCCACGUCCCCCCCGCCCUGCUCUGCCCCCAAACAGACCCGCAAGGAGAAAGCAGGACUCUGUGGAGAGCCAUCCCUCUUGGGUGGAUGACACUCGUAUUGAUGCAGAUGAUAUUGUGGAGAAGAUUGUCCAGAGUCAGAACUUUGCUGAUGUCAGCAACAAUGAAGACAGCAAUUUAACACUGUUCAUCAGUAGGGAUGGCACCACAGCGUUAAGUGGUAUCCAGCUGGUUAACAGGGUGUCUGCGGGUGUGUUUGAACCAGUGGUGAUUGAGAGCCAUUAGAUCUCUGGAGGCACAGCAGUCACUCUUUCUCUCUCAUGUACAGCCACUGCCACUUUUUUAUUUUAAAAUGAUGACAAGAGCAAGACAGGAACUGUAAGUCAGAAUGGGCAUCUGACUUCACAUCUUGCUUCUCUUUAGGUUUUGAUUUUUCUUUCUUAUUUCAACUGAAUUUAAAUCUGUGUACUCACAUAUUACAACAUUAACACCCUUAUGCAUUACAUUAGCAGAAAACGGAGGUGGGUACUUUUAUACUGUUCAUACAGUAGCUCUAAUUAAGACUUAAUAUUCAUUAAUGUUUUACUGCGGAAUAUAAACUACUUGAAAUGCCUUAAGAAGUGAGGCGUGAUGGGAGCUUCAGUCUAACACUGUGAAAUAUGAAUUUGAGGGCAGUCCCAAGGGUUUAGACUAAAAAUACAAAGUUUUAUUAAAACUAGUCUUUCGUAUAUUAUUUGAUCAUUUGAAUGUAGAAUGUAUCUUUGACUUUUAUUUCUUUACAUUGUAUUUCACGCCUGUAUUUUAUGCUCAGUUAAGGUUACAAACCACUCAAAUUUAUUUGCCCUUGUACACUUUGUAAAACUGAUGCAGUUUAGUCCACUCUACUUAGUAGCCAGCCCAUUAGCCUGUUUUAAACAUUGAAAAAUAUGCCUGAAGUCAUAUAUGGCUGGCCAUACAAACAUGUCAGGCUAGGAAAAAUCAUUUUGGCCAUUCCCCCAUACUGACCUGUUUUAAGUAUCCUAACUUGUUAAAAUUAGUUUGCUUGCAUGUUCCAGCUGGACUGGUGAACAUGACAUUAAUAUAAAGGCCACUUUCUUUUUUCUUUCUCAUUCUCUUUUUAUUUCAUUUUCUCCCUGCUAUUUUACAAUACCCCAUCUGUGUCUCUGUCUCUCUUUUUCUCUCUGUGUUUCACUGUUUAAAUUACUAUGCUGCUGGUUUCAGCUGUGAAUGUUCAUGUGACUAUGACAGCACUGUAUUGUCACUAUUAGCAUACAGCUGGAUGCAGCUGAAUGCAUGACAGUACAGUAAAGUCAUUUAUAUGGUAUUCUAUUGAUAGGGUCUUGUUAGUAUCACAAUAAUCAUAUAUACUGCCCAGAAAUACACUUUAAGAGCAUUGUGCAGCUAAUAGCUAAGUGGCACAGAGAAAGAGCAAAAGACUGUAUUUUAUCUAGAUGUCUUUUGUAUACGUUACAGGGCAAAGCUGUAAAAAUGAAUUGUUUGUAGGGUUAGAUCAGAGACAGUGACUCGUAGUCACACGAUAACCGACUCUGUAUUUCUGGCCAGCACCUGGUGUGCACUGGGAUACAGCUGGGAUUUCCAUUCUGUGUUUCUGUAUCAUGUUCAUUGUGUUAAUUGUUUGUUAUCUAGUUAGCUAGCCAUGAUCAUUGUAGAGAAGAAUCUUUCUCAGUUGAUCUGAGAGAAUUCAGCAGAUUUCCAAACUGACGUUGUGAGUUCUGUACUCAUUUCGCACAAAUUUUGUUUUGUCAGUAGAGAAAAGUGCAAUGUAGGCCUGUUAUUGUUAUUCUGUCCAUUUUAAUGAAUACUUUCAGGGAAAUUUGCCCUAAAAUGUUUUUAUUCUGUCCAGUGACUUAAAAUUGCAUGCAUAAACUGAAUCACUGUUCACUAUUGUAAUAAAGAAGUGAGGCUGGUUACAUUUGAAAGUGUUGUAAAUCCAUAUUAAUGGACAUUUUGUUAUUCAUGCCCCAUUUUAAACUUGGAUUAACUCUUAAUCUUAGUCUGUGGCAUGAGCCAGCUGCUUUUCUGCAGGAUUAUGAAAUAAUAUCUUAUUUUAGUACUCCUGGAAAUGUGAAAUAACACUAUCUUCGAAAGGGAGAAAUAAAUUAUAUUUAUGCUGUCCUAUAAAGUCUAGUGUUUUGGAAGUUUCAGUUUAGCUAGUAUAAAGGGAUUCUCUGAAGACACUGAAAAAUGUAUCUAAUUGUUUUCAUUGUUUACUCUUUGCACCUCUGUUGUCUAUCUCCAAAAAAAAAAAAAAAAAAAAAGCUAUUAGCAAUUUAUACUAAUAAUAACUCUUUCCUGUCAUCCUGUAUUUUCGAACCAGCAGGCUGGUUCAUUGGAAUGUUAACUCUUUCUGUAGGGAUUUUUCCGACCUUGUUGUUAAAAAAUUCUAUAAUGUCUAACAUUGAGAUGGCAUGAAAAAAUUCCAAUGUUCAUCUAUGAUUCUUAUUGUCUUUCUCUACUCGCUCUUAAAAAGACUUUUGUAAUGUUAAUGUUAAUGUUUUUUUUGUUUUUUUUUCACAAUUGACUGUAAUCUGUGAUCUUUUUAAAGCAGAGGAGUAGAUGUAUACUUGGUUUAAGAUGCUGUUGCAGGAAGCUGAACGUAGUCUAUGUUAAAAAACAACAACAUUGUUUUGGAAGCAAGAGGGACUAUCAUUCCCCUAUCUUUUAUAGUUUAUGUACAUUUCAGUAAUCUGGAGCUUUACUUUUUUAUUAUUUUAUUUAAAAGUGUUAUAUCAGUCCACACACAUUUACAUUUUUGAAGCGGAAUCCGAAAUUAAGCAAAAGAACAUUUUGAUUUUUAAACAAAAUACAUUUGAAAUAUUUAGCAAUAAAUUCUAAAAAUCUCAAGGAAUAACUGCACUGAAUAGCACAGAAAUACUGAAAAACAGAAAACUCCAGAAUACUGAAACCUCAGAUUAUAUAUAUAUAUAUAUGUUCACUACAACAGCACUUAAAUACUGAAAAGUAACUAAUGUCACUCACACAUUCUUCUGAGUGGUGAUCAUAGUUUGGUGAUCAAGGAUGCAAGCUGUGCACUUGAGUCUUACAGAAUGCUUUCAGCAUCCAUAUUAAUUACAACAAAAGAAAAGAAACAAUAUUCUCUAGAUUUCUUUAAAAAUGUAUAACAUAUAUAAAUGAAUUUACCACUAAAGUACUAUGGAAAUGAAUUUAUUUUUCUGAUAUGGUGACAAAUAUUUAUAUUUUAAGAUCACACACAUAAGCAAUGUUAUAUUGCUUCAAAGUUUUCUUAGUCUCAUGUUUGGUUUAGUGCAUGGAGAGGAAUACUAUCUUUCGAUGGACCUGAACUAUAUUU
Molecule: messenger RNA, 5180 nt
Organism: Myxocyprinus asiaticus (Chinese sucker)
Lineage: Eukaryota; Metazoa; Chordata; Actinopteri; Cypriniformes; Catostomidae
Product: protein FAM102A-like
Exons: 9
Coding region: 1397-2134 (245 amino acids)
Source: RefSeq, a predicted model, not a curated record